AUGAUAAAGAUUGGUGUAAUUUGUGGCCUUCUUUUCGUGGCUCUCCCAGUCGGCGCGGAAUGGCAUCUCUCUGGCCGAAUUGUGGUCCCAUUUUUGGACAAUUUCCUUGGAUAUGAGAAAGUUGUAAGUUUUUGGAUUUUUGGAAAAAGUUCCUUAUUUUGGCCACAACAAAGGUACUCCGCGAACUGCGCCCAAGCUUGGGCGCUAAAGUUAGGAAAAAACGCUUCGACCUAGCUGGCACUGAAUUACUAUAAUAGCUCUUUUGUUUUAAGGCAGUGACGACUCAUUUAGUUCCAUACGGAGGCAAUAAGUUUAGUUCCGGACAUGUUUCAUCGUAUAAAGUGUAAAAUCACAGGCUGCAGCCGUUUUUGAAGGGCAAGGUGGUACGUAAAAAAGAAGGUACCUCAGUAACUAAAUCCACUGUCCGGGCAUUGACAACGAUGAAUUGAGCGUGAACGCUAAAUUUGGGCUAAUUCCGACCAGUUUCCGCAAAGUUAUAAGUUGUGGCCAAAAUAAGGAACUUUUUCCGGAUUUUUUUUAUUUUUUUUUUUUUGCAUCCAUGACGUAUUUUACGCCCAAAGAAUUGCAUUGAUACCUUUCAGAGAGUCCAGUUGAUCUCCGGCGGUCUGUAUUACACAUUGUGUGCAGAAGAUAUCACUGACGAGAAUGGGUAUUUUGACAUCACUUGCUCGGUGGCCAACAUUUUCGGAAUCAAACAUUUGGCUGUGUAAGUUUGGAUGAACAGUGAUUAAACUUUAAUCAAAUGUUUAUUGAAUCUUCCAGCUUGGCCACACAUCAAUUUCUGAAAAUUUCAGCGCUGAUUUUGCAGAUUGACCCGAGGUUUAUGGGCGAAAAACAUGAUAGACUUAUAGCUUGCGGUUUUUGCAGAAAUGACUGUGAAAAUCAUGAAAAACGUCAUCAAAAAAUUUAACAAAUUUAUUUUCGUUUAUUUUCAGCCUCCAUCGCUUCGAGGGACACCAAUGCAAGCAGAACUUCUUCGAAGACAUUUCCCUUGGCGACGACAAAGUCUUCAAGUUGACCAAGGACACGGAAGACGGACUCGAUGAUGAUCAAUGUCCCAAGGAUGUGUAUUAUUAA
Bursaphelenchus xylophilus (pine wood nematode) is the source of this 1098-nucleotide messenger RNA. Lineage: Eukaryota; Metazoa; Nematoda; Chromadorea; Rhabditida; Aphelenchoididae. The record is from the annotation of a GenBank genome assembly.